Messenger RNA from Sphaeramia orbicularis (orbiculate cardinalfish), 2754 nucleotides. It is a transcript of the gene pnpla2, whose product is annotated as patatin-like phospholipase domain containing 2. The coding region runs from base 224 to 1738 and encodes 504 amino acids. Gene Ontology annotation, cellular component: membrane; lipid droplet; cytoplasm. The transcript has 9 exons. The record is from RefSeq and is a predicted model, not a curated record. NCBI's taxonomy places the organism in Eukaryota, Metazoa, Chordata, Actinopteri, Kurtiformes, Apogonidae. Gene Ontology annotation, biological process: positive regulation of triglyceride catabolic process; lipid homeostasis; triglyceride catabolic process. Gene Ontology annotation, molecular function: triacylglycerol lipase activity.
GGUGUUGUUUUUGUUUAUUUCGUAUCGAUAUUAACUCAGUUUAGAUUAAUUGUAAGAAAUAAUUUGUAUUUAUUGUUAAUUGUUCAGUACUGUUUGUUGAUAAAAUAGCUGAACAGAUACGUUUAAGGACAGAAUGCUGUAGUGUUUUGCUCCAAUAGCCACAUUUUUAGUGAACUUUGUCUUUCCGUGCGUACUCAUCUGUUUGCCAAAGCUCAGGAGCAGUAUGUUUCCUUUAGACACACCGUGGAACAUCUCUUUCGCAGGUUGUGGUUUUCUUGGUAUCUACCAUGUUGGUGUUGCCAGCUGUCUGCAAGAACAGGCUCCUUUUCUGGUCCAUAACGCCCGGCACAUCUAUGGGGCAUCAGCUGGAGCCCUGACCGCCACUGCACUGGUCACUGGAGUGUGUCUAGGAGAGGCUGGUGCAAGUAUCAUUGAUGUUGCCAAAGAAGCAAGAAAGCGAUUCCUGGGGCCCAUGCAUCCUUCCUUUAACUUAGUGAAAAUUGUGUGUCGCAUGUUGCGUCGAACUCUCCCGGCUGACUGCCACCAUCAGGCCACAGGGCGAUUGGGAAUCUCUCUCACCAGAGUGACAGAUGGAGAAAAUGUCCUGGUGUCUCAUUUUAACACCAAGGAGGAGCUGGUACAGGCAUGUGUAUGCAGCGCCUAUAUCCCUGUGUAUUGUGGUCUUAUUCCUCCUUCAUUACGAGGAGUGCGAUAUGUUGAUGGUGGAAUCUCAGACAACUUGCCUCAGUAUGAGCUGAAAAACACUAUCACUGUGUCUCCGUUCUCUGGAGAGAGUGACAUCUGCCCACGAGACACUUCAACCAACUUACACGAGCUACGCUUCACAAACACAAGCAUUCAGUUCACCCUCACCAACCUCUACAGGGUCUCCAGAGCACUUUUUCCCCCAGACCCAGUGGUUAUGAAGACCAUGUGUAAACAGGGAUAUAAAGAUGCUCUGCACUUUUUAAAGAGAAAUGGAUUGCUUAAUUUCAAUGGACCUCACAGAGACAGACUACUGAUAGCUAAAGGUGAAGAAAAUGAGGAUGAUGAUAGAAGUGAUGGAGAGGAUGGAGAACCAGAUGUGGAAGAGAGGGCUCAGAUGGUUCAGUCCAGCUCCUUCAUAGAGGAGCAUUUCAUGGAAAACCUGCCACCCGCCCUCCACAAAGCUCUAGUUGAGGCGUGCAGGGAGCGGAGGAGCCUGACACAGUCGCUAAGCAACCUGCUUCCUGUCAGGAUGGCCUCAGCCAUGAUGCUCCCUUACACUCUGCCCCUGGAGUCUGCCAUGUCCUUGACUUUGAGACUAUUGGAGUGGCUUCCGUAUGUGCAAGAAGAUGUGGGAUGGAUUCGAGAACAGGUACUAAAGAUCCUACAAUAUGUUCUACGCCAAGUCUCCAGAAGUAUUACCCAGCAUGUAUCUGCCCGGUUUUCCUGUCAGUUGGAACUGUACCACCACCAGUCCCUCCCACGCCAGAUGAGCUCCUCCAGCCUGUUUCCCACCUGGGUGAACGAGAGCAGCUCCUCAGUCAUUGAUGUCUUCAUGCGUCUCGAACAAUACAAGAGGCAGCUGCUGUCUGGAGUGCUGUGUAUCAAUAUGGACCUGCAGGGCUCCUUUAAAACUGGACCACUAUCAGCAGAUAAGAGCCCUUCUUCCAUUCUCUCCUCAGAAGGUCUCACGAUCCACAGAGAUCACAGUGACAUUCAACCUGCCUCUGCAGAAGUCACCAGCAGUUCCUAAGAUUACAGGUGUCUGCUGCUGAUACUGUAGCACUGAGCCUCAGAGGAUUGUACUUUACUUGUUAAAUAAUUUACGUCAAAAUGUAAUAUCUGUUUUCCCCCACAACAUUAAAAAUAAUUCUCUAAAAUACACUUUUAUUCUAAUUAUACUUUUUAUGUAGUGAGUGAAAGGUAAUAAUUAAAAUUUGUCACACCAUCUGAGUAGUAAUUUUUUUUGGCCAAUUUGUGUAAACUUUACAGAUUCAGCAGUAGACUUUUACAGAUACAGCAUUUAUAUCAGUAUACAGUGCACCAUUUAAAAUAAGCACAUGUACUUACAACAGUCAUGCACAAACUUGAAUUACAAGAUGUUACAGACAAAAAUGUGCUCUUGAAAUGGCAUGUUUAAAAUAGGCAAGUGUUUAUGUUUUUUUUAGGAAUGUAGUCAAACCAGUAGUUAAAGAGAGUUCCUGCUGCAUAGUUUGGGGUUCAAAGUGAGAUGUUCCUAGUACUACACAGGAGUCAGUGAACACAUCGCUGUGAAUUUUACAGGUAGUUAAUCUGAAACAAGUGUCAAUGCAGUAUUUUUGCAGUAUUUUUAAAACAUACAACAUCUUUGUUUUUAUUUAUGAGAAUAUCCAUGUCUUUAGAAGUCUAUUUUUAAAAACAGGUCUUUUUGAUCAGUCGUAGAAAAAAUUUUCAUCUUGAUAUGUUUAAAUUUUUAUGCUCAUAUAAAUUUAAAUCUACAUUGUAUCUACAAAUAACAGUUGAUAAGUGUUUCUGUUUUCUUUGUUUUUUAAACACUUUCUAGAAUGUACUGCUGAAUCAUGAUUUUGCACUUCCUUGUUUGAUGUAACAUUGAGUGAUGCCCUGUUUCUAGACUUUUCUUCUCUUGCACUGUGUAUCAGAAAUUGCAACUCCAUGAUUAAGCUACACUUUGUGACUUAAAUUUUGACAAAGUUGUCAGAUAAAUGUAUUAUUCAGAGAACGUUGCAGAGCAUUUGCAUAAUUAUUAAAUAAAACAUUAGUGACACUGAA